Molecule: messenger RNA, 3424 nt
Organism: Elgaria multicarinata webbii
Lineage: Eukaryota; Metazoa; Chordata; Lepidosauria; Squamata; Anguidae
Gene: SEMA6D
Product: semaphorin 6D
Exons: 18
Coding region: 43-3321 (1092 amino acids)
Biological process (GO): positive regulation of cell migration; negative regulation of axon extension involved in axon guidance; semaphorin-plexin signaling pathway
Cellular component (GO): plasma membrane
Molecular function (GO): chemorepellent activity; semaphorin receptor binding
Source: RefSeq, a predicted model, not a curated record
AGGACGUGGUUUGUCAGCCAUCCACCUACACACACCCCACGCAUGGCAGCCAUGAGGCUUUGGCUGCAUUUUGCUUGCGUGGUGCUGUUGACAGUCUGCCGGUGCCGCGCUGUCAGCUUCCCUGAAGAUGACGACCCGAUUAACGUUGUCGACUACCACUAUUCAAGGCAAUAUCCAGUAUUUAGAGGACGCCCUUCAGGCAAUGAAUCCCAACACAGGCUGGACUUUCAACUGAUGUUGAAAAUUCGAGACACACUCUAUAUUGCUGGCAGAGAUCAAGUUUACACUGUAAAUUUGAAUGAAGUUCCAAAGGGAGAAGUUGCUCCAAACAAGAAAUUAACAUGGCGGUCAAAGCAACAGGACAGAGAGAACUGUGCCAUGAAGGGGAAACACAAAGACGAAUGCCACAAUUUUAUUAAAGUCUUCGUCCCCAGGAAUGACGAAAUGGUCUUUGUCUGUGGAACUAAUGCGUUUAACCCCAUGUGCCGUUACUAUCGGUUGAAUACCUUGGAGUAUGACGGCGAAGAAAUUAGUGGCUUGGCACGAUGCCCAUUCGAUGCCAGGCAGACCAACGUUGCCCUCUUUGCCGAUGGCAAGCUGUAUUCUGCGACGGUCGCUGAUUUCCUGGCAAGCGACGCUGUUAUUUACCGGAGCAUGGGGGAUGGGUCAGCUCUAAGAACGAUAAAGUAUGAUUCCAAGUGGAUAAAAGAGCCCCACUUCCUACACGCCAUCGAGUACGGGAACUUUGUUUAUUUCUUCUUUCGAGAGAUUGCCGUGGAGCAUAAUAAUUUAGGCAAGGCUGUUUAUUCCCGUGUGGCCCGCAUAUGCAAAAACGACAUGGGCGGCUCCCAGAGGGUGCUGGAAAAGCAUUGGACCUCCUUCCUGAAGGCGCGUCUCAACUGUUCUGUUCCGGGGGAUUCGUUUUUCUACUUCGACGUGCUGCAGUCGAUCACGGACAUAAUAGAAAUCAGUGGAGUCCCGACCGUGGUCGGCGUCUUCACUACACAGCUUAACAGCAUCCCCGGCUCAGCGGUGUGCGCCUUUAGCAUGGAUGACAUUGAGAAAGUCUUCAAAGGAAGAUACAAAGAACAGAAAACGGCAGACUCCGUUUGGACAGCUGUACCUGAAGAAAAAGUGCCAAGGCCAAGACCUGGCUGCUGUGCAAAACACGGCCUAGCAGAGGCUUACAAAACCUCCAUUGAUUUCCCAGAUGAAACCCUCGCUUUCAUCAAGUCCCACCCUUUGAUGGAUUCCGCCGUCCCGUCUGUCAUCGAGGAGCCUUGGUUCACAAAGACGAGGGUCAGGUAUCGGCUGACUGCGGUCGCUGUGGACCGUUCUGCCGGCCCGUAUCAAAACUACACCGUCAUCUUUGUUGGCUCCGAAGCUGGAAUGGUGCUUAAAAUCUUGACGAAGACCAAACCUUUUUCUCUGAAUGACAGCGUAUUACUGGAAGAGAUAGAUGCUUACAAUCAUGCAAAGUGUAAUGGGGACGGUGAGGACGAUAAGAAGGUCAUCUCCUUGCAGCUGGACAAGGAGCACCAUGCUUUAUUCGUCGCCUUCUCUAGCUGCGUCAUUCGAAUCCCCCUCAGUCGUUGCGAGCGUCAUGGGUCGUGCAAAAAGACUUGCAUUGCUUCUCGAGAUCCAUACUGUGGCUGGCUGAACCAUGGAACCUGUGGAAGAGUGAAAUCAAGCAUGUUGUUGUCUUUGUUUGUUUCAUACAACCAUAGCGUUGGAGGAUAUGAGCAAGAUGUGGAAUACGGCAACACCGUACAACUUGGGGACUGCCAUGAAAUUUUGCCUACUACAACUACACCAGAUUACAAAAUAUUUGGCGAUCCAACAUCUGACAUGGAGUUCUCCUCAGCUUCUAUUACCACAGCUGGAAGUGUCCCAGUUCUCUCACCCAAAGUGAUUGGUUCCUGGAAACCUAAAGUGACUGGCUCUCGGAAAUUUGUAGCUCAAGAUGACCCAAACACUUCUGAUUACUCUGAUCCAUUAUCAGGGUUCCCAAAGGGUGUCAGGUGGGAAGUCCAGUCGGGAGAUUCCAACCAAAUGGUUCACAUGAAUGUCCUGAUUACUUGUGUCUUUGCUGCUUUUCUACUGGGAGCCUUCAUUGCAGGAGUGGCCGUUUACUGUUACCGGGAUAUAUUUGUGAGAAAGUCCAGGAAGAUCCACAAAGAUGCAGAAUCGGCUCAGUCCUGUACUGACUCCAGCGGAAGUUUUGCCAAACUGAACGGUCUCUUUGACAGCCCAGUCAAGGAGUAUCAACAGAAUAUCGAUUCCCCCAAGCUGUAUUCCAAUUUGCUAACAAGCAGAAAAGAGCUGCCACCAACGGCCGACACAAAGUCAAUGAUGAUGGUGGACCACAGAGGCCAGCCACCAGAGCUGGCGGCUCUUCCAACUCCAGAAUCCACACCGGUGCUGCAGCAAAAGACUUUACAGUCCAUGAAAAGCCAGAUGGACAAAGCACAGAACAACCUCAGUGCUUCUCGAAAAGAAACCCCUCUGAAGAGCCCCCAGUUUUUUCCAUCCAGCCCCCCGCCCCAUUCUCCUUUAAGUCAUGGACACAUCCCCAGUGCUAUCGUCCUUCCAAAUGCCACCCACGACUACAACAUGUCCUUCUCAAAUUCGAAUGCGCACAAAGCAGACAAAAAGAUGCAGAAUAUGGACCACCCGCUAACAAAGUCGUCAAGCAAAAGAGACCACAGGAGGUCUGUGGAUUCCAGGAACACCUUGAACGAUUUCCUGAAACAUUUAAACGAAACGCCCAACAACCCCAAAGCCAUUAUGGGAGACCUCCAAGUGGCCCACCAGACUUUAAUGCUGGAUCCAAUGGGAAAUAUGGUGGAGAUUCCGCCCAAAGUUCCUAACAGGGAAGCGUCGUUGUAUUCGCCUCCGUCCACCCUUCCGCGAAACAGUCCAACCAAACGGGUGGACGUUCCUACCACACCCGCGGUACCAAUGACCUCUUUAGAAAGACAAAGGGGCUAUCACAAAAAUUCUUCACAGCGGCAUUCUAUAUCAGCCCUUCCUAAAAACUUAAACUCACCCAAUGGUGUGCUGUUAUCCCGGCAGCCCAGUAUCAACCGGGGAGGCUAUAUGCCUUCUGCGGCAGGGUCAAAGAUGGACUACAUGCAAGGGACGCCAGUGAGCGUUCACCUACAGCCUUCCUUGUCUCGGCAAAGCAGUUACACGAGCAACGGAACGCUUCCUCGGACAGGCAUAAAGAGGACACCUUCCCUAAAACCGGAUGUGCCGCCCAAGCCCUCGUUCGUUCCUCAGACGCCUUCAGUCAGACAACUGAACAAAUACAGCUACUAAGACUUGCAUAUUCGAUCAAGAGCGUGAGGGCGGUGUUGCGGGACGGACAUUAAGUCAGAGACUCGCUUGUCACGAAGAGAAAAAAAAAACGAAGAGAGAGCAA